AAAAAAAAAAAAGCAAGGAGCUAGGUUAUGUUAUUUUAUGGAUUAGGUGUAGGUACAUGGAAUUUUACAUCAAAAUGUAGUAGUCUGUGUAUAGUGAAGUAACUUCAGUGAUCGAGUUAGUGUAAAGAAAGAGAGUGCCUUGAAUGUUUUUAACCGAAAGUGAAUAUUGUUUUCAGUUUUAAACUAUUUGUUUCUCAUGAUAUGGUUGUAAAAGUACUUUUUCAUUACGGAUUUAUCUGGAUUUAGGACAUUUGUUUUGGUCGUUUCAUUGUGUUUCAUAUAUUUUGUCAAGAACAAAAUAUAUUAUUACUUUAUAUAACACCAAAUAAAAUAGAAUUAACAUCAUAAUGUCUCUUAGCCAGUUCACCUUUAAAGGUGUUAAACUAACACCAUUUGCAACUCAAAGAAUUUUAAAAAUCAAGCAUUUAAGAAGGAUGAGUUCUAACAUUUAUCCAGAUGAUCAAUAUACAGAAACACCAAACUAUCCCAGGAUCUUGGACUUAUCUGAAAAGUCAUGCUAUAAAAGAGAAAGGGAUGCAAAGCUUGACAAGAUCAAAAAAUUAGGCACAGUGGAGGAAAAGUUUUUUGGUAUAAAUAUGCCAAGAUUUUAUGGGUGGAGCUCGUUAAUGUUGAAAGAAGGGAAUUUUCCAUUCAACUUUUUACCAUUUGUGCAACACAUCACUAGAACAGACUUCAUCAAAGUAGAUGAAUUUCCUUUUUCAACUAACUUGUCUGAAAAUGAAAUUAAAAAUCUUGUCGACAGAAUUAGACCUCAGCUGCAAGACGCUAUUUUAUUGGAAUUGAUUAAAAAGAGACAUCGACAUAUAGUGGACGGAAGAGCUGACAUGAUGGGGGAAGGCGAGCUGGCCGAUGAAGUGACCAAAGGAGUUGUUGAACAAUUAAAUAGAAUCCUGUCAGCAAACUUAGCCCAGCAUGCUCCUCACCUCUAUGAAACCGAGAUAGAUUUUGAGCCACGGAUAGAAGCAUUUUGGCGGGUGGGUGGAUUCCAUCCUGACCAGCAGACGUACGACGAGCGGAAAAAAGACAAGGAAGAUCAUGAGAAGGAAUUGAAGACAAAUCGGUUCGCCAAGAGAAAGAUCAAGGAAGAACCGGACGACCUUGUGGGACAUUUUAUUCAGUACAUCGGUCAGCCGAUACUCCAGCUGAGGAGCUCCCGGCCAUUGAGGCCACUGGAACCUCGAUUGUCUUCGACGUCCACAACCGCCAUCGAGGAAGGUGUGACAUCAGUGAAGCCCCAUCUCACACCUGACCUGUCCCAAGUGCCUGUCCUCAGGUAUGAUCCUGGCUUCUACGGGCUCGAGAAGAUCAGAAGGCAUGGGACUAACAUACCAGGAUUCUGGCCGGGUGACCCGAAUGAGUUUGGCCUGUUGUCAUUCCACAGCCGAGGCCAUCUGCUGGGACGUCCACCAAGCUUUGGAGCCGAGGAUGUGAGCCACACCAUCACUGCACAGGCUAUGCUGGCAGGCUACUCCUGGCUGCUCGGCCAGGCCAGCUAUCAAGGUUUCACAACAUUCCAGGACAUAACGUACCCUCUGACAACAACCACUGUGGUGACCGAUGGCCGGAUUUUCUCCUUCUUUGCCAGCCAACUCAACACUCUCCUGUUCCACGAAGAGUUCAUCGAUGAGAACCCUAAAGUCAAUGUCUGCUAUGGGACGCCCACCCGGGAGUUGUUCCAGAAAAUUGAAGGGGAUGAGAUCAUUGGUUGGGAUGACAGAGCACUACGGCAGUUGGUGGAGGCUUACCUGAACUCUCCGAUGGAGAGGGAAGGUGUAGACAUGAAGCCCUUCCUAGACAAGGACGCGCCCUAUGUGAAGGACAUCAGUCAAGAAGAGAGGAGGGUCUGGUUACAUGACCAGUUCCGCUACCUGUCCAGUAACCGCCCCCGGCACCGACUUGACCCUGAGAUAUACGACUGGGAGUAUAUAUACAAGAUAAAGUUCCAGACAAGGCCCAUGGAUCCUAAGAGGAGAUUUUUUGAACUUGGAGAAGAUCCUUUCAAGAGACGCUUGGAUGAUCGAGCAAACUGUUAUAUUCCAAAGAAACUUCGAGACCCAGAAAACCCGAAGAAGAAGUUUAAGGAUAUGUUUUGGCCCGAUUGUUAGUAUAUGUUUAAAGUUUUGUUAUUAAUAAAAGUACUUCAUUUUAA
Molecule: messenger RNA, 2170 nt
Organism: Homalodisca vitripennis (glassy-winged sharpshooter)
Lineage: Eukaryota; Metazoa; Arthropoda; Insecta; Hemiptera; Cicadellidae
Exons: 7
Coding region: 348-2126 (592 amino acids)
Biological process (GO): translation
Cellular component (GO): mitochondrial large ribosomal subunit; ribosome; mitochondrion
Molecular function (GO): structural constituent of ribosome
Source: RefSeq, a predicted model, not a curated record